This is a messenger RNA of Sungouiella intermedia, 4518 nucleotides long. The record is from the annotation of a GenBank genome assembly. NCBI's taxonomy places the organism in Eukaryota, Fungi, Ascomycota, Pichiomycetes, Serinales, Metschnikowiaceae.
AUGUCUCGAAAAUCUCCAACAGUCCCGAGAAGCUCGGGCUUGGGUGGGGUUCUCAAGUCUUUAACCAAAUCGCUUAAACCCGCCUCGGGGAAUGUCCCCGUGGUCAUCAACCCGAAAGUGGUGGGUGGUGGUAAAGACAUGCAAAGACUACUUCUACUGUUACAACAUGGCACUCUACCUUCACGAGCGUCGGCUGCCCAAGAAGUGACCGAGCAAUUAGAAAAAUAUGCAAUCUCUUCAAUCCCUGAGGUGUGGUACUUGGCUCGAGAUCUCUGCGAUUACAAGUUACAAUCUUCGAUACGCAGAGUGGUGCUCAAACUCAUGAUCCAGUGUAUUAAGCAAGACGAGGAUGCUGUGAGCAACAAGCUCAUGUUUUUCCGUGACAUUGUAUUGUAUUGCAAAGUCAGCGACCACCUGCUAGAUCCGGAAUUCGAUCUUUUCUUGAAGGCUCUUCGCAGCUUGACAAACGAUGGCAGAGAGAUCCAUGAUUUGUAUAUUUAUGAGCUGGAUGAUAGCUGGGGAGUGUUCGUGAUUCGAUGCUUAACUGCCGCAUCUAGGCAUGCCAAAGAUUAUUCAGGUAUUGAAUCGACGAAUGAUCGGAACUUCUACAACUUGAUCAAACUCCUCGACUACUUGACUAAUUGCUUAAAAUUCAACUCCAGUCUCAUGGAAGAACACAUGUUGGAUUCAUUGUUGUCACUUUGCUUGAGGAUUACUUCACAGACUAAUAAUUCCGAGAUUCUCAUCCAUUGCAUUGAAUUCAUUAAGGCAUGUAUAAACUACGGAUAUAUACCGACUCAUCUUAUGGAGAAAACCGUCGAGUUUCUUUGCUGGUCAAGUACCAUGUCCGAAAAUUUAGAUGACCUUUCAUGGGCAGCACUUAGAACGUUGUGCUUGGAGUACCCAUCGCCAGUCGUCAAUGCAAUCUGCUCAGUACUUCAUGACCCUUCCUUGCAACAGGGACUGUCACGCCAUGCAUCUGUACUUGAAGAAAAGCAGAUUAACGAGAAUUUUAAUUCUCCGCUAGCUUCUGCUAUCGGUGCUAUUGCAAUGUUGGAAAGGGUUUUCGUAUGCAUUCGAUCCGACAAACAAUGCCAGGAAUAUUUUGGAGACGAUUUACUAGAAGCAUUACAACGAUGUCUCGAUUUGAAUCAUCCAAUUGUCAAUAGUGGAUUUCUACGUAUGUUUGACAAAUUAUUUGACUCCCAAAAUUAUGAGAAUUACGACGUGAAGGAUACUCUGUUCUCCGUCCUCUUCCCAUUUCUGUUUUGGUACUCAUCGUCCACAUCAAUGUUUCAGAUCUUAUCUGCAAUGAAACUUAGUUCUGACCAAGAUGCUAGCUACUGGACGUCAAUCUGCCUGUCGUUGUUCAAGCAUUACAAGAAUUUUGAGCUCGUGGCUCCAAAAGAGCGUUUGGUUCUGAUAUUCAUGAAACAUCCGCGUAGUAUCUCACAGGAUAUUAUUGAUUUUAUCUUGUUGUUUUACAAAGAGGAUCAGUCCUGUUCUGUUUUAGAUACACUUUGGAAAGCGAACUGUCGAAAGUUGCUCAAUAGCUUUUACUAUGGUAGUACAAGUGAUGCAUCAAUUUUGGUUCGCAAGGAAUGCCUCAGAACCAUUAAAAGUGGUUUCGAGGUGUCAAUGUCGUUAUCUGAUGACUAUAAUGUGAGUAAGGAGAUUAUUUUGGAAAUAAUUCUGAAAUCAGUCACAGAGAGCGACCAAGAGAUGGUCGAUUUCAUUAUGGAGGAGUUUAUUUUCCAUUUCUUGAAGGCCUCCUCCAUCGUCUUCACGAGAGCUAUUUUGACCACAAUAACUCCAUUUUUUCAUGUCAAACAAAAGAAAGAGAGAAUCAAAAGUAUUGUUUCUCUCGGUUCGUUUGGCUCCGGGUCGCAAUUGCCAAGGUUGGCGGGCUCUAUUCAUAGUACCUCCGACUCCUCCGAAGUAGUUCCGGUUGCAAAUACUGAAUAUCUUAAUGCAUUGGCAAUGGCGCUCUCCAAGGCAGUGGUAACUGUUUACUCAAAGGAUGCGGCAAAAGCCAACGAAAUUUACCAAUUUAUUAUCGAGAUGGUUCAAUUCUGCUUGAAGCUGGAACAUAAUCAGACAGUUUUGAUUCUAUUGAGACUUUUAGUAAGGUUGAGAUCUACAUCAGAAGGCUUUAUUUAUUUUGUGGAUCCAAAAGAUGUUGAAGGUCUCGCCACCACUUUCAAGAGGAAUAAGCUAGAUAAGACUUUUGAGGGUAAAGAUGCAUGGUGGAGCUACCCAGAACAAUUGGACUAUAUUCCCUCUGAGAAUUUUAACCAAGCCAGUCGAGGGUGGCAUGUUUUCAAUCUGGAAGAUUCUAAAUUGUCAGUCGGUGCUAUUACUAGCCUUGAUAUUUCUUCAUGGUUCGAUAUUGUUGUGACCAUCCUCGAAGACUAUUACCAUUGGGAACUCUACACUUACACUUGGACCCACUUCUGCUCUCAACUUUCGAACAUGAGAUUAUUCGAAGGACAAACCACUCAUAUACGGCGCUACCAAAAGCUCUUAUGUGAUCAGCUUACAUUGAAUUUGCCUAGGCUAUUGCUGAUUUCCAAGACGUUACCCAUUACGAAGGCAGAUAUGCAAGUAGCAUAUAUUCGGAAUAUUUCAUCUCUCAUUGGAUACCACGAACUGUUCAGAAAGAACGAGGAAGAUCAAAUUGUUAGCUCUCUACUCUUCGCCCUUGACUCAUGGGAGAGGACAGCAAUUCCUUGUAUUCACAUGUUGACUGUUUGCUGUUACGAAAUUCCAAUAUCAUUGAAGAAAUAUCUCACUGCAAUUUUGACAAGAUUGCAAACCGGAGUAACCAGUGCAUUCGCCAGCUCUCCUUCGUUGGAGUUUCUUAUGUCACUUAUCCAGGUGCCAAGUUUGACUUCCAAUUUCACUAUGGAUGAGUUCAAGCGUGUCUUUGCCAUUGCAUUCAAAUACAUUCAAUAUGCUUCAGAUGUUAAGUUUCGAAGGACAGCCAAUUCGAACGAACAACAGUCAUUGCUUUUAGGGCAUGGCGUGGAUGCAGAGGUUGAUCGCCAAGCGUCAACCCAAGCCACCGAAAUCACUCCCAUUGUGAAUGAGUAUCUAUUAGCUGUGUCUUACUUGGUCAUCUCAAAGUGGUUUUUGAAAAUUAAUGUGACAGAUCGUCGCCAGGUCAGUGGAUUUUUAAUUAAGAACAUCGUCUUGAGUAGCACCAACGAUGGAAAGGCUUUGGAUGAUCGUGCAAUUGCAUUUCUUGACUUGGUGGCUAGAUUCACGUUUUGUGAUAUUCCACUUCAAAUCACUGCCGUUGCCAAGCAAACAGUUCAGUCACCUCAUUCGAUGUUGAACAGAUGGAUUGUAGGGCACUCAAUUGUUUCAAUCGAAACAGAUACCAUCACUGGACAUUCCAUCGUUAGUCUUCGUCGGCCUACCGGAACAUCAAUUUUCCAGGUGACGUUGGACCCAGCGAUGUUGCCCACAGCUUUCUCUACUAGCGAUUUGCAACCAAAGGUAAUGAGCAGUUAUUUCCUUCUUCAGCUUCUCCUGCCAUUGAAUGAAAAUAACAAAUCCAAGCCCAUAGCGUUGUUCGAUGACACUGCAGUGGAGAGAGCCAUAAGCACGUUUGAUAGAAUUCCUGUCGUUUCACACCAUAAGGCUGGAAUACUUUAUAUUGGACCGAACCAAAAGACUGAAGUUGAAAUCUUGGGCAAUACCGUUGGAUCCCCGGCGUACCAUAAGUUUCUAGACGGAAUUGGCGAACUAGUGAGGCUAAAUGACAACCUCUCUUACGCUGGUGGCCUUGAUAAAGAAAGUGGGACCGAUGGAGAGUUUGCCUAUGUGUGGAGCGACCAGCUCACCCAAUUGGUGUACCAUACUACAACUCUCAUGCCCAAUACAGUAAACGACAGGCUUUACGCAAUGAAGAAGAGACAUAUUGGAAAUAAUCAUAUCAAUGUGUUUUUUGACGAGUCAGGACUUCUGUUCAACUUCAAUGUUAUCAAGUCACAGUUCAACUUUAUCAACAUUGUCAUUUGCCCACAUUCUGUCAAGGUCACACCUGAAAGAUCGCAGCCCGCUGAAUUUUAUAAGGUCAGAACAUACAGAAGAAGCGGAGUUCCUGGUAUUUUCUCAUCUACCCACUUUAAGUUGAUUUCUCUUGACCAGCUUCUGGACUACAUCCGCACAAUGGUUCUAAUGGCUGAUAGGUUUGCCCAUGUAUGGCAUUACACUAUUGAUGGAAACUACACUGGCAAUUGGGCACUUCGAGUCAAGCACAUAUCUACACUCAAGCAAAAGACGUUGGAGUCUCACUGCAAUCUCCAGGCUGAGCAAGAAAGGCAAGAGAUAAGCAAGCCAACUGGCGCAGGAGAAGCAAGCGGAGCAUACAUGACUCAGUCAUUCUUGCAACAAUUACAAGCACCCAGUGCAGCUCCAACAGCCGUUUCAAUGGGCACGUCCAAGUAUGAUUACAUCUCACCAACAGAAAACGAACUUUACUCGCUUUUGGAAUUCAAUUCGUUUGCAUAA